This is a messenger RNA of Oppia nitens, 923 nucleotides long. Its product is annotated as TNF receptor-associated factor family protein DDB_G0272829-like. The transcript has a single exon. Gene Ontology annotation, biological process: ubiquitin-dependent protein catabolic process; protein polyubiquitination. Lineage: Eukaryota; Metazoa; Arthropoda; Arachnida; Sarcoptiformes; Oppiidae. Gene Ontology annotation, molecular function: protein binding; ubiquitin protein ligase activity. The coding region runs from base 219 to 872 and encodes 217 amino acids. The record is from RefSeq and is a predicted model, not a curated record.
UAACAAUAUAUAAAAAAACUAUUUUUGUGUUUAUUAUUUAUUAUAUUUAAACAAUAACACAAAACAAUAAGUUUUUUUUAAAUCUAAUUAAAUCCUAUCAAUUAAUAACUAUUCAAAUUAAUUUUCAUAAAUACUAUUUAUUGUAAUUAUUUUUUUUAAAUUUUUACUUCAAGUAUUUUAAUUAUCACUUAAAAAUCUGUAAAAAAAAUCAGCCGACAAUGUCAAGAGUGGUCGGACCGGAAGAUGAAGAGGUCUAUCGUAACCUUUUGCACACCGAACUGUUUAUCGAUAAUGUGGCCAAAGAGUUCAUAUGUCCGAUAUGUUUGUCAAUUAUCAACGACCCGGUUCUUAUCAGUUGUGUGGCACAACAUAUGUUUUGUCGGCAAUGUAUUACUGCUAGCCUUCAGACAAAAUCCGAGUGUCCUGUAGACCGUCAGUCCGUUACAGUCAAUGACAUUCGGCCGCAGCCGGCAUUCAAAAGAGUUAUCGAUGGCCUACGAUUGCGAUGUCCUAAUCAUGGGGAGGGCUGCCAAAGGACUGGUACCGUAUCGGAUAUGCGAAGUCAUGUAUUCGAGUGCAGUCGCAAUCUGUGCGGUACUCGUAAACAAACAACUACCGGUACCAACAAUUCAAUGUCAAUAAAAGUAGUAUUUAAAGGCAAAUUACCAUAUAUUUUAUCGGUUAACCAAAUGGACACUGUUUUGACAUUAAGACGACGUAUUGCCGAUAAAGAGGGUUUAGAUAUCCGAUAUGUAGAGAUCAACUCACAGGCCGGUAAAGUACUCAAUGAUGACAAUCGCAAACUAAGUGAUUGUAAUGUCAGAGAUGGUUCACUGGUCUGGUCUACCCAAAGAUGUGACGGCGGUUUUUAACAACCAAUCUAUAACUAUUUGAUUUAGUUUUGUAGUAAACUUUUUUUCUAA